CCAGGUCACAACGGGUGGAUCCUGAGCAGCGAAGUCUCGGAAGCUGUUGAGGAACCCGUUGAAGUUCUCCAGGCGCAUUGUGGUGGAGGCAGCAGUUGGUCGUGGCGCUCGUGCUGUCGGCAGGUUGUGUGCAGACGUGGGUCGGAGGCAGUCAUGGCCGGCACCGCCGCCCCCGCCGCUGCUCCGGAGGAAGCCGGGUUCUCGACUAAGGGCAGUAAUGACAGCACCAGCCCGGUGGUGGCCCUGAUGAACAAGCGGCUGCGCAACUUGCGGAAGAAGCUGGUGCGCAUUCAGGGGGUUGAGGCGUCACAGGCGGAGGGCAAGAGCCUGAACAAGGACCAGCAGGAGCUGCUGGCCAGCAAGGCAGCUGUGGAGGUGCUGAUUGACGAAUACGAGAAGUUGCAGAAGCCGCUCACGGACGCACUCAAGGAGGAGGUUGGUGCACGGGCCAAGGAGGUUUCUGAAGCGCAAGCGGCAGCAAAGGCAGCGGAAGAGAAGCUAGCGGACGAGAGGGAGAAGGCCGAGAGCGCAGAGGCAGCCAAGGCGGCGGAGAACGAGGUGGAGGAGAUUCUGAAGCUGCUCUACUUUGCGCAGCUGUUUGACGUUCGCAGCCAGCAGGAGUCGAGCAUGCUGACGUUCAUGCGCGUGCGCGAGCGGCAGGCGUGCCUGAGCUACGACUACAAUGAGAGCAGCCUGGAUGAGGAGGACCUGGACGCCAUCGCGCAGCUGGGCAAGCUGCUCACCUCGCGCACGCAGAAUGUGUCGCACCAGGCGGCGCUGCGCAUGUGCAUCGACACCGCGGUCAGCUGGCUCGCCGGCCAGAGUGAGCCCAUCGGGGCAGACUCCAUCACGUAUGCGGACUUGAAGGAGCGCUUGGGGCGCAUCCUGCAGUCGGACUACUUCACCACUCCCCCGGAGCUGCAGACGCUCAAUUCCAGCGCUGAGGUCGGCGCAGAGGCCACCGAGGCGCAGCCCCCGCAGGAAGUCAGCUCAGGAGAGUCACAGCAGGAGUCCGCCCCCCCCGCACAUUUCUUUCCCCCCGAGCAGCCGGAGCCGACCGGUUUCCCGGAGGCCCCUCAGGAGGUGGCUCAUGACGCCGACACCGGCAACGCAGCGCCCGAGUUUGCCCCCCCGGAGCAGCAGCACCAGCAGCAGGUGUUUGCGGAGCAGAGCGCUCCAGCUCCCGGAGGUGGCCCUGUCCGCGGCGGGUACCAGCCUCGGGGUGGCGGUCGCGGGUACUACGGCAACCGCAACGGAGGAGGAGGGGACCGAGGCGGGCGGCGCGGCGGUCGGGGCGGACCUCGAGGUGGGGGCGGGCAGGGCUUCUACGACAAUUCGUACGGGAACGGGCCGCAGAGCAACCGGGGCGGGCGCGGGGGACGGGGUGGGCGAGGGCCGCCACCGAACAGGGGUGCAGCGCCAGCGUCAGCGCCCCCCUUGAACUAGGACAGGGCAGCAUUUUGCAAGCCGGGGGGAAGCACUGUAGCGUUUUGUCUUGGGACUAGCUUAGCAGAGCAGAUAAGAUAGCAGCAGGAGCGGUUGACUGGAAUGAGCGUGACAGCUUCGCAACCAAGCAAGUUUGGACAAGGGAGCUCUCGUGAGGUGGGUUGUGAAGGCGCUUGCACAAUUGCCGGAACGGCGUUUCACUCAUUUCAUUUUGGUCACAUUUCCCGA
Klebsormidium nitens is the source of this 1674-nucleotide messenger RNA. NCBI's taxonomy places the organism in Eukaryota, Viridiplantae, Streptophyta, Klebsormidiophyceae, Klebsormidiales, Klebsormidiaceae. The record is from the annotation of a GenBank genome assembly.